AUCUUGUGGAAUGAAGAACAAACCGCUAGCUUACCAGGUUCUAGUAUGACAAGAACAUGAAGUAUUCUUAUCAGUUGAUACCAAUACAAAAUCACGCAUUACGGACUAACAAUGGAGCAUAUUCUAUGUUUGUAUCUUCUGUUUGUCAUUGGAGGGGGCGCUGUACUUCCGGAGGUACGAGGGGACGCGCCCCCAUGCGAAGACCUCAACACGGCCGCCUGCGCGCUCUUCCUGUCCAGCAAACCAAACUUGUGCCAGGACAAGGCGUUAGCGGCGAACUGCCAGAGGUUCUGUGGACUGUGUCCACUGGUCUGCUAUGAUUGCCCUGAUGCCGUCAACGUUACUCAUAGCUGCAAUGCGACCUCAGCUUGUGGCCAAGAUCAGUUGUGCAUGAAGAAGGAACAUUCUUACCCCGACGGGACCAAGGAAUUUAUACUCUCCUGUGAAAGCAAGGCGGUGUGCGAAGGUCUCAAUAUCGGGUUUCAUAAUAUAAUCGGCAAGCGCUCCCCUGUAAAUUCCGCCGCCCGUCGCGAUGUCAAUUUCCACUGUUGUGAUUCGGACCUCUGCAAUCUGCCGACGGAAUUCACGACAACUGUCCCGACAACGACGCAUCCGACAACGAACUCAUUGCCGACAAGUUCCCCGCCGUUACUUCACAACUGUUCUCGCGAUAUCGUGUUCAUUCUGGAUGGAUCAACCAGCAUCGGCGCGCAGAACCACUACUACAUGGGCCAAUUUGUGCGCAACGUUAUCAACAGUUUGACGAUAGGCCCGGUCGAUUCCCUGGUGGCAGUGGUGGAAUACAGCGACUCCGCGAGAGUAGAAUGGUAUCUGAAUGACCACACAUCAAAACCAGACUUGCUCGCGGCCGCUCAGAACAUCCCGUACGUCACCGGAAAUACGGCCACGCACGCCGCGUUCUGGCUCGCGCGAAACUCCGUCCUUACAGCCGACCACGGCGACAGACCGUCAGUACCGGAUGUGGCGAUACUUAUCACCGACGGCGGGACCACGGACAACGGUCUGGCGGCGGUCGAGGCGCAGCAGCUUCGCGCUCAAGGGGCGAAAGUGAUCGUUAUAGGGGUUGGCGCUGGUUUGGCGGAUAAGGAACUUGAUCAGUAUAAAGCGAGCGUGGCACUUCGCGUUAACGCCUUUCAGACGCUCCAGUAUGCGGUGAACUCACUUGUAUCGCAGUUAUGUUGAACGAUUCGCUGGGAUUGAAUUUUUGAGUAAUAAUUGAGUCACGUUCUGGGAAAACCGGGUUUAAUACAUGUGCGUAGUGUCGUACAGGUUUAUCAGGGCGACACACUUCACAUGCUUUUUUAUUAUAAAGGGACUAAAUUUAAGAGAAACAUACCUCUAAAAGCUUGAAGUGUUGUCCCUGAUUAGCCUUUGCGGAAUGCACAGGCUUAUCAGAGACGACACUUUACAAACAUGCAUUAAGCCACGUUUUCCCAAAGCGCUGCUCAAUUUUAAAAGAAGCCUGCUUUAUAAUUCUGAAUUUUGGAUUUUCCUCCCCAUAUUAAAAACAUGAAAAUUACAAAUUAUAAAGAACAUGUUUAAUUAA
Messenger RNA from Dreissena polymorpha, 1567 nucleotides. RefSeq names its product collagen alpha-1(XII) chain-like. NCBI's taxonomy places the organism in Eukaryota, Metazoa, Mollusca, Bivalvia, Myida, Dreissenidae. The transcript has 8 exons. Bases 112 to 1203 code for a protein of 363 amino acids. The record is from RefSeq and is a predicted model, not a curated record.